Molecule: messenger RNA, 2197 nt
Organism: Syngnathus typhle (broad-nosed pipefish)
Lineage: Eukaryota; Metazoa; Chordata; Actinopteri; Syngnathiformes; Syngnathidae
Gene: stom
Product: stomatin
Exons: 8
Coding region: 105-983 (292 amino acids)
Cellular component (GO): plasma membrane
Source: RefSeq, a predicted model, not a curated record
AGUCGUCGUAGAGGGGAAAACAUAAUUCACGAAGGAUAAAACCACCGCCCGUGUUGUGUUGAAUUAUUUUCUCUCCGUAACUGCAAACAUUCGUAAUAUUCACAAUGGAAAACGAAGAUUUGCAAUUAAAAGCUGAAAAAAGACGUGAACGUCAAUCAGGUCCAAGCAGCACUUUACACGAUGCAGAAGCCUUGGAGAAUGGAGACUCGAGCAUUGGCUUCUGUGGAUGGCUGCUGGUGGUGUUGUCUCUUCUACUCAUGGUGCUCACACUGCCCAUCUCCAUUUGGAUGUGCAUCAAGAUUGUGAAGGAGUAUGAAAGAGCCAUUAUCUUCCGACUGGGACGUCUUUUGCGAGGAGGAGCCAAAGGACCAGGUUUGUUCUUCAUCUUGCCGUGCACUGACAGCUUCAUCAACGUGGACAUGCGCACCAUCACCUUUGACAUCCCGCCGCAAGAGGUUUUGACCAAAGAUUCGGUGACGGUGAGCGUGGACGGCGUGGUGUACUACCGGGUUCAAAACGCGACUCUGGCCGUGGCCAACAUCACCAACGCCGACGCCGCCACACGCCUCUUGGCCCAGACCACACUCAGGAAUGUUCUGGGGACCAAGAACCUGGCUGAGAUCCUUUCGGACCGUGAAGAAAUCGCACACAGCAUGCAGUCCACCCUCGACGACGCUACUGACGAUUGGGGUAUCAAGGUGGAGCGAGUGGAGAUCAAAGACGUCAAGCUGCCACUGCAGCUCCAGAGAGCCAUGGCGGCCGAGGCCGAGGCUACCCGGGAGGCCCGAGCCAAGGUCAUCGCCGCAGAAGGCGAGAUGAACGCCUCCAGGGCGCUGAAGGAGGCGUCGCUGGUGAUCGCCGAGUCGCCGUCGGCCCUGCAGCUGCGCUACCUGCAGACCCUCAACACCAUCGCCGCCGAGAAGAACUCCACCAUCAUCUUCCCUCUGCCGCUGGAGAUGAUGCAGGGCUUCAUCAAGCACUAAGCCUCGUCCGUCCCGUCGACGGAACUUGAGCAAAGCAAGGGUCGGCAUCGAAAAACGUGGAAGUGACCUUACGCUCAUUCAUGUAUUUCCUACUGAACACUCAACGAUGCGGUUUUGCUACAUUACUGCCAGUGUGCUUUUUUUUUUUUCUUCUUAGUUUUAGCUCACACUGUUUUUACAUGCACUCUGCAUGUUGCGUGUUUCACUGUUGUUUUUUUUAGCCGCUUGGGCCAGCAGGUGCCACGCAAAGUGGAGAAAGAGCAGGGAGAGGUGGCAUGAAGACGCUUCACACCCCAAACUGAGGCAAGUUUAAUCUUAAAAGUCGUUUAUAAUGAAAAUGAACGUAAUGAGUUUUUGACACCACAGUGCCACCUGCUGGAGAGCUCAGCCUUAUAAAUACAGACAAUAUAUGUCCUUUUUUUUUAAUAUAGUUAAUAUAAGUAAUGCAAUUUUAUGUUGUUUUUUUUGGGGAGAAGUGGAUUACUUGCAAUUUAGUUAAGCCAAAUUUGCGUAAUUGGUAUGGGAGCUAACGUGUCCCCUGAAAAUGGUCCUUUCAAUGCAAAAAGCCUUAACUUACUGUUGUGGAUUUAUUUUGACACUUUUCUAUGCAGUUUCAAACGUCAUGUGAGGACGUUUUAAUUUACAAGAAGUAUAUAGUCUUUUGCGGUGGUCCGUCUCGAAAGUGGAUUUGUCGUGUUUUAAAUGUGACGCGAGUGCUAGUUGUUACCCAAUAUGGAGUGAACUUGUAACCCGAUAGCUUUACUAAACUGAUCAGGUGUGCGCGCAUGUGCUUUUUCACCCAAGUGUAUUCACGCUUACCUUUGGGAAAUUAUAUCAUGAUAAAGCAUAUUUAUACACAUAGCCAUUGUAUUUUUACAUAAAUGUCACAUUUUUUCUCGAGCAGGGAGUGAUGAGAUAUUAUUGAAUAUUUUUCCCACUCAAACGGCAUUUGUCUAUUUGUCGUAACCUAAUUAGCAAUUACAUCAUUAGCUAGAUGCUGUAAAAUGUUCAUUUACAUGAAUGUAAACAUACUGGGCAUGGAUUUAUUUUUUUCCCCACAGUAUUUUUUUUUACAGAUGUUUAUUUUGCUGUUUCACGAUUGACGACUGUUCUGAUCCCAAAGCUGGAAGUUGGAUGAAAGUCAACUUUGUUAUUGUUAGGUAUGCAUUAUAUUUAGAACAUUAAUAAAAAUACGAUGACAUCUUGUCAAUCAA